Rhagoletis pomonella (apple maggot) is the source of this 4299-nucleotide messenger RNA. Its product is annotated as probable E3 ubiquitin-protein ligase makorin-1. Gene Ontology annotation, biological process: protein polyubiquitination. The transcript has 5 exons. The record is from RefSeq and is a predicted model, not a curated record. The coding region runs from base 525 to 1799 and encodes 424 amino acids. Gene Ontology annotation, molecular function: metal ion binding; ubiquitin protein ligase activity. NCBI's taxonomy places the organism in Eukaryota, Metazoa, Arthropoda, Insecta, Diptera, Tephritidae.
AUUUCAUCUCGGUGCUGUAAUUCAACUAUAAAUAUCUUAGCUUUUCGCAUAAUUUGGAAAUAUUAAACUUAAAUAAAUUUAGAACUUAUUUUAUAGGACUAUUAACGUAAUGAGUUCAAAUAAAACCUCAAACUUGGUAAAGGUAGACGGAGAGUAACUUAAGAUAGCAAAGACAAAGCCAUAUUGGGUCUAUCUGCUUCAUAGACGACAAAGGGACAUACAUAAGCAGUGGCAAAAAAACCGAAGUUUGGCGUUUUCGGCAGAAGCACCUACUGUAAAGAGCACAGGGUACAAGCUAAAGCAAAAUUAACAAAGACUUGGAGUUGUUUCACAAAAUCAAUUGAGAGUUCAUUUGCCUCAGACGUGUGCGUGAACAACUUGUUAAUUUAGUUAGCGCCAUUCAAACCCUCAAGUGAAAACACGUUGAGGCAGGAGAAGAACUCGCAACAACCCAGUCUAAGUAGUUUAUUGAACUGAGCACGUUUUUUGAAAAGGAAAGCAUACAAGUACAUAAUUCGAUAAGGAUGAGCGCUUCAGCUACAUUCGUCCCAUUAGUUGGAGGUGGUGGUGGUGCUGCUGCGUUGCCAAACAUGAUGUCCAACCUUGCCGUCGUUGAAGGUGCAACCGCAGUGCCUAGGACCCAACCCAAUAUGGCAGCGAAUCCAGCCAUUUGUCGUUACUUUCAACGGGGAAUAUGUCGUUUUGGGAGCUUAUGUCGCUUUUCUCACGAUCUAUCUGGCGGUGAAGUCAUCAAUGCUAGCGGCAUUGCAUCUGAAUCCACUACCCCUACCACUUCUUCAAAAACUAAUGUUAAAACUGGUGCAGAAUCCCUGAACAGUCGACCAAGUACAAGUCGACAGAAUUGGGCAAAUGCACCAGUGUUUGUGCCGAAAAACUACCGACCAACUCACAAUUCACAAACCAAUGCUGAUGACCUGACGAACCAUGGUGCAGCUGCCUUGUGUCCAAUGAACGCAGAUGCUCAAAAAUCUUGGGCCGAUGUGGUCGGUGGUGCUCAUGGGGCAUCACGUAUGAGCAUUGUUGAAGGAGCCGAUGCUGAAGCCAUGCUGGAAAUGGUAUGCCCGUAUGAAGGCCCCUGUCCCUACGGUGCAUAUUGUGCAUAUGGCGUACACAUGGAGCUUUGCAAAAUGUGCGACCAAUUCUGCUUACAUCCCAGCGAUCAAACGCAACGUCGAAAACAUAAUCAAGAAUGUCUACAGCAACAUGAACAAGCUAUGGAAUGGUCGUUCGCUAUUGCUCGUUCUAAGGAUAAAACUUGCGGUAUUUGCUUCGACACCAUAAUGGAGAAAGCUGGGCGCGAGAAACGUUUCGGUAUAUUGCCUAAUUGUAAUCACAUUUUCUGUCUGGAAUGCAUCCGCAAGUGGCGACAAGCAAAGCAAUUUGAGCACAAGAUUACACGCUCGUGCCCUGAGUGCCGCGUUUCUUCAGAUUUUGUUUGCCCCAGUGCCUUUUGGGUGGAAACUAAGGAAGAAAAGGAUAAGCUGCUCAAUGAUUAUCGGGUAGCGCUUGGUGUUAAAGACUGUAAAUACUUUAAGAAGGGGGAUGGCAAGUGUCCAUUUGGCAACAAAUGUUUCUACAAACAUGCUCUCCCCAAUGGAGACUUGGUCGAUGUGGGUUUACCCAAACGCGCACGUAAAUUACAUCGUGGUUCAAAUGAUUUCAUUGAUUUACUGGAUAUCUACUUGUGGGAGUUUGUUGAACAACGAGACUACCACUGGUUAGACUUUCUUUCUGGCACAAGCGAUGAUAGUGACGAUACUGAUUUCUCUGAGGAGUAAAAAAAAAUAAAACCGCAAAAUACAGCAAUAUUGCAAAUUUAUUCAAUAAUUACAUGAUCGUGUAUUGAGUGAACUUCGAAAGAAGAACCUAUAUAAAAGAUAUCAAGUGAAAAACCAGAAAAAAUUAAUCAAGCAAUGAUAUUCUAUUAGCUGAUGUAAAAUCGUUCUAAAGUAUCCUUACAUUGAAUUUUCAAAACAUUACCAAAAAAAUAGCACAGAUAAAAACCAAACCAACUGAAAAAUGGUAAAGCGCAAAGCAAAUGCAAAAACUAAUUAAAACACAAAAUUAAGAUAGCAGGCAAGGAGGGCUAAAUCUGGCUUAAACUUAAAAAAACUGAAGCGAAUAUAUAGGAAAACAAUGCAACGAACUUUUUUCGAUUAGUAGAGAUAAAGAGUAAAGUAACAAAUAUACAAAUGCUUUCAAACAAUUCGAUAGUACAGUAAAUUAUAUCUAAUAUGAAGUGGGCAUUGCUAAGAAGGGCUACAGAAAUUAAAUAAAAAUUAUGCAAUCGCGUAAUACUAAAACACAAAUGCAUAUGCCGCACGCUCAAUAAUAUAGAGAUGUAACUCAAAAUUUACGUUUUUGGAGAUUUCAUUAUGCAAUUAAAAAGCUUGAUAAGUAGAAUAUGUUCAGUCUAACAGAUAACACUUCCCAAUAUGGUGCAAGUAACUUUGAAAUUUUGAAAUACUUCGUCAUAUUAUUCGACGUGCGAUGUGUGCAUACAUACAUUAAUUCGGUCAUUUGUUCGAUGGCUAAAAAGAAAAUUAUAUGUAUUGUGUGUGUAGAAUGUUAUCGAAAUCAAACAAAUGCAAACACUCAACACGCUGAUAGCUCCUCUUUUUACAAAAAGCCACCAUUUAGAAAUGGCACAAAAAAAAUGUCGGAUAAGUUACGCAAACCUAUACAUAUACAAAUAAAUUUGAUUGUGAUUUAUACUCGUAUUUGCCGCGCUGACCGCCAUGGCGUCAGUUCCGAUUGUAAUAAUCAUAAAGCCAAUAAAAUCGUAUCAAAGCGCCAUGAGCGCGUUUGGGCGUGCGCCUGCCUUAAAUGUCCCCCACCAUCGCGCGCAACGGGCGUGCAGCGGAAGUAAUUUGAACAGUUGUACUUUUAAUUUCGUUUAUAAUUAGUAGUACAUUUGUAUCUUUUUUCCAAGUAAUGUUAAUAGAGUGAGUGAAAGAGACAAGUUGCUGAUAGCGCAACAGAAUGUUGUAUAUUCAAGAUAUUGUGUUCAAAAGUUAGUUACCGUUAAAAACCAACUAAAUAUGUUGCCUUAAGAAUGUGCAGAUUCUUACUACUUCCGUGCGCAUUCUUUUUCUCCACCGUUGCGCUACAGCUUGUCAAAUUUAUCCAUAUACAUAAACGCGUACAUAUUUUCUGUUUUGUUUUAUAUAUGUAUUUGUAUUGAAUUAAGUUAAAGUUAGAAUUGGUUAUAUGCUAAAAGGUGUUACUUGCCUACAUAUUAAAUAUCGGUGCAGCGUAAAAGUGUUCGAUUUAAUUAGACUCUUUUGUUUGUUACUUAUUUUUUGGUUGAAAAUGGCAUAAAAAUGUAUGUAUGUUAAUACCUAAAAUUGUAUGAGAUUUUGCAAAAAUUUGGAAAUUUUUAUUUCAUUUGUUAUUGAACAUUAAAAGCAAAAUUUUCCUUUAUCGUUUUACAAGGUUCUAUUUUUUCAUUUCACCUGUUGUUUGUUAAAUGUAUAAAAAGAAAUUUUGAUUGCAAAAUAAAAAUCAAAACCCGUUAUCUAAGCGUUUGUUAAACGUAAGCGUUAGAAUUAACAUAAUUUUUAUAAAAGAACUAAAAGCCCUAAUUCAAUAGAAAUAGCAUUAACAAAAUAAAUACUAUUAGUUAAAAAAAAAACAUAUACAUGCGUACAACAUAAUAAUUGAAAUUUCUCUAAAUACUUGUAUGUAUGUAAGCGAGUUUGCUUUAACACCUACUACAAGAAAAAAAAAAAAACACAAAUAACAUCCUAAAUUUCUAUUGUAAUGUAACUAAUGCUUCAAUUAUUCGCAUAUACAUAUAUAUAUAUAUAACAAACACAUACAUACAUAUGUACACAUCUAUAUAUUAUAUAUUUUAAACCCUAAAUAUUAAAUUUAACGACUACAUACACAUCCAAAAAUAAUAAAAUGAAAAAAUAUAUAUUGUAUUAAAUUGAAAAUACCUCCAGAAAUUUAUCUAUAAAAGUAAUAUGUACUGUUAAAGAGAAACUAAAAAAAAAAAAUAAAUACUUUUAAAAAGAGCUGUAACUUAAAUGUAACCACGUAGAUAUUGAUCUUACUACUAUGUCCACGUACUCUUCUCCUCGUACACAAAGUACUCAUACAUAAUUAUAAUAUUACCAAAAGCAAACUCUCAUGAAACAAACGCCUAAAAAUCAUAAUAAAAACUACAACAAAAAUCAUCAUUCAAAGUCUAAAGGAAAAGUCUAAAUUAAACAAGAAAACUUAAUAAACCGUAAAUUUGUAGGCAAUUAGAAACUAACUGCAACUACACAUAAA